AUGACGGUGAAGGCCACUGUUCUACUGAUCUUGCUUUUGCUGAUGGAUAGGCUCCUUGAAGCAUACAAAGGAAUGCAUAUCUUCAAGCUACGAUUCGCGGAUUCGCGUUUCAUCAGCUUCCAGAUGUCGAUGCAAUCUACAAAGCUGCAGCCCAAGCCGCCCCUGCCGCCAGGCGCGGGGGAACGGCGCAGGGUCCGAUUCGCCGAUGAGAUCGACGCCGCCACGCGGCCAUCAGCAUCAUCAACAUCGCAAUCGCCGUCGCCGCUUCGGCCGCGGCUGCAGCUGCUAGACCUCUUGCGCUUGCUCGAUCUCCAGCAAGGGCCGCACGCCGAUGCUUUCAUUCAGGCGUUGGGACCUAGGCCCACAUGCAGCCUGCGGGCGACAUGCCGCGAGGCUCGCCAGCACCGUGAAGGUUUUCCAGGCGCCGUGGGUGCCGUACGCGCCACGUUGGCGUUAGAGCGCGACGGAGGGUUUUCAGUCCUGAAGACGCUUCGACGGGAGGAGGAGGAGGCGUACGAGUCGUGGUGCUGGUUGAUGCCACGACUGUGGUGGAGGCAGGUAUGGCCAGAGUACGGACAGGGACUGCUGCAGUAUCUACGGCGCUGCAGCUGCCGUACAAGCCGGCUGACAAUCCGGGCAGAAGGCGGCGGUGCCCAGGUGCUAAGGCCCUUCGCGUCAGCGGCUGCGGCCGCGAUCAGCGGCGGCGGUGGCGGCGGCGGCGGCGGCGGGCACGGGGCAGCGGCCGCAUCCUGUCCGCGUGUCUUUGAGCUAAAGCUGUACGGCACCAGCUACCCGCCAUCCCACAGGAAUGCUACUGCCAUUACUGGUGCCACUGCCGCUGUGAACGGGUUUUACGUGCCGCCUGACAUUCCGGCCAUUACGCCCGCAUAUGCCACCGCAAUCUGUGGCCUGUUUCCAAACCUGAGGGCGCUUAUCCUUCGGGGUAAAUGGGCCGUACAGUACGACGAGCCUGGCGCGCCUUGGGAGGAUCAAGGGGGCUUUGCCCUUGAUAGCAUUGGCGGCGGCGGCAGCGGUUCUUUGGAGCUUGCUCAGCAGAAGCAAGAAGGUGAUGCCUGGUUAGGCAACCUGUGCCAGCUGAAACACCUCCAACACUUAGAGCUGCCGGCGGUCUUCCUACCUGGAAACGUAAGCACUGACAUUUCCGUACUCGCGAGGCUUACUCGUCUAGAGCAUCUUCAUCUCACACUUCAACGAAGGGCUGAUAAGAACGCUAAUGAUGGCGGCGGUCCGUACUUCAGCCCGUACGGCUGUCUACGGGAGGGUCUGCCGAAGCUCGUCCAGCUCCGACGGCUGGUUCUGUACGGCGGCCCCAAGCGGCCCUCCCGGGAGCUUCUGGCCGCGUUGCCGGGUUCCCUGGAGCUGCUGAGGCUGGAGGGGGAGGGGGAGGAGCCGCCGCUGCCGCCAAGUUGGCAGCCCCUGGAGGAGAUGCUGGCGGCGCGUGCUGCAGCGGCGGCGGCGACGUCGACGGCGAUGGAGGUUUCUCCACUAGCGCCGUACCACAAGCCCACGAUCAUAAGCGUUACAUCGUGCGGGCCUUCCGUGGAGGCGGCGGCGCCAGCGGGGCCUGCAGCGACGAAGAUGACUGCAGGGCACGGACCCAUGGGUCGCUGCCAUGUGGCGGAGGUGAGGGUUCUUAGCCUGACUCUGGACAAUCCGGACCGAGGACCAGACGGCCUUGAGGCCUUGGUCGAGAUGCUGCGGUCGCCGCCGCCGCCGCCGCCGCCGCCGCCAUCGCUACCGGAAACUGCCCCAGCGCCACAGGUCGUGGCGGAUCAAUUGACUGCCCGCCGCACCGUGCUGCACCUGCCAAAUGUUCACAUAAAAGUAAAUGGCGGCGUGUUGGCGGAGGCGUUGCGGCGUCUGGCGAACACGGGAGCCGUACGGAUGCAGCUAUUGCAGCUGUACGAGAGUCCUGUCGCUACCAGCAGCGCCUCCAGCAGCGCCACUGGUGGCGGCGGCGCUCUUGCGACUGUGAUAUCAUUACUCAAGGGCUUGAGGGAGGACUGGCUGUCAAUGAUACUGCGCGGCGAGAUGCAAGAAGAUGAUGCCGUGCUGCCGAGGAAGCUGGGUGUACGGCUGUACGAGAUGGCGGGCGGGGGUUACACAGCCGCCAAAGCCAUCACUACUGCCAGUGUGAAGGCGCAGCUGCACGCCGUACUGGAGAACUGGCCAUACCUUGAUCAGGUUGUCGUACAUUGUACGACGCCGCUUGCGACGUCGGCGCGGCGGCUGCUUGCGGGACCGCCGGCGUCGCCCAGCGAAGCUUCGGUUGCUUCUUUCGGUACGGUGCAGUGCCGGCACAGCUGGAAGAACAUUCAGAAUGUUGCGGGAUCAAGGCGCAGCAAGGCUCCAGGAUUCAAGGUUCUGAUUGGAGUGAUGAUUGGGAUGAAGAGGAAAGAGCCUCCUAGCCGCUCCGCCGCGCUGCCGAAUAGGCCGCGUGGCUAG
This is a messenger RNA of Volvox carteri f. nagariensis, 2466 nucleotides long. RefSeq lists its product as uncharacterized. Lineage: Eukaryota; Viridiplantae; Chlorophyta; Chlorophyceae; Chlamydomonadales; Volvocaceae. The record is from RefSeq and is a predicted model, not a curated record. The transcript is spliced from 5 exons. The coding region runs from base 1 to 2466 and encodes 821 amino acids.